Messenger RNA from Columba livia (rock pigeon), 3482 nucleotides. It is a transcript of the gene PDCD1, whose product is annotated as programmed cell death 1. Gene Ontology annotation, biological process: positive regulation of T cell apoptotic process; negative regulation of immune response. The transcript has 5 exons. Gene Ontology annotation, cellular component: membrane; external side of plasma membrane. Bases 1116 to 1967 code for a protein of 283 amino acids. The record is from RefSeq and is a predicted model, not a curated record. Lineage: Eukaryota; Metazoa; Chordata; Aves; Columbiformes; Columbidae.
UCACCCCAAUUAAUAAUUUUCCCCUGAUGCUAUCCAAAAUUGCCAGGGCACUGAUGCUGUGUUUGAGAGAAGCAGAGGAACCAGCCACAGCACGCUUUCACCUUUGGUUAUUUCCUAUGCGAAUAUUAGUCAGCAGGUGAGCGGGGAGCAUAAUCAGUGGAGAAAUUAUAUAAGUCGGAUGUAAAGGUCACCCUAAUAACAGCACCCUAGCCCCAGGCACCUGCCAAUCCUCUCUGCAAAUCUGUCUGUGGACAAAAACACCUAAGGAGGCGAAACUUCUCUAUCUUUUUCUCUUUCUUCUCCUUCAUCUCCUUCAUCUCCUUCAUCUCUUCCUUCUCCUUCUCCUUCUUUCUCCUUCUCCUUCUCCUUCUCCUUCUCCUUCUCCUUCUCCUUCUCCUUCUCCUUCUCCUUCUCCUUCUCCUUCUCCUUCUCCUUCUCCUUCUCCUUCUCCUUCUCCUUCUCCUUCUCCUUCUCCUUCUCCUUCUCCUUCUCCUUCUCCUUCUUCUUUCUCCUUCAUCUUCUCUUUCUCCUCCUUUUCCUUCUUGCUCCUCCAUUCUCCAUUCUUCUUCUUCCUCUCCCUCCUCUCCUAUCCCUUCCCAGUGGGAGCAGCCUUCCAACAGGUGCCCUAUGGCUGCUCAGACCCUGCCCAGUGUCACAUGUCCCCCAACACCCCACUGCCAUGGGCACCCAAUGGGAGCACCCAUGGGUGCCUGGGAACCCAAGACAGCUCUUUUACUUAUGGCCCAGACUUGCAGUUGAGGACACGUCCCCUGUUGUCCCUGCCUGCUCCGUCCCUGGGAGCUUUCCCCAAAAAGAGUGUGGGCUCAGAGGUGCCCAUCCUUUCUGCUCGGUAGCCGAGUGCCUCGCGUGGGAAUGCGUGGGGAAGGGAAGGGGCCAGGCUCAGCUCAGCUGGUCUCUGCCUCCAUGGGGAGGAAGCCGGGGGUGGGAGGCAGGCCGGGUUUCCCUCUGGGGCAGAGAUAGGCACGUUUCAUUUCCACCCCAGCCGCUGCCGCGCAUGCUGGAGAACAAGCUACCGCUGCGGGGAAGGAAACACAGAGAGAGCUGGGGGAGGCACAGCACAGUACAGCACCGCACACCCACCUGACCAGCUCGCCAUGGCUUCAGCUGCCUCGAAGACGAUGUGGGGCAGUGUGGAGAUGGCCCUGACCAGCCUCUGUGCCAUCCUGCUCUGCUGCGGCCCCAUGCUGGCCGGCUGCCGCCGGGUGACCCUCUUCCCAGCCAUGCUAACUCUCCCUGCAGGCAGCUCAGCCACCUUCUUCUGCAACAUCUCCAUGGAGAACAACUCUGGCUCGGAGUACAGCCUCAAUUGGUACAAGGAGACCAACCACAGCCAAGCUCAAAAAAUUGCAGAGAUCAGCCGGAACAGCCCCCCGACGAUGACAGAGAAGUACCUGACCACCAACCACACUCCUGCCUUCAAGAUGGAGAUCCUGAACCUUCACCAGAACGACUCAGGCUCCUACUACUGUGGGCUGAUCGCCUUCUUUGAACCCAAUAAAGUGAUGGAAAGCAACCGGUCCCAUCUGGUGGUCACAGCACCCCCUGAGAAGACAAACGCCACCAAUGAGCCCGAGAUGGAGGAAGGCAAUCCCCCAGGUCACUUCAAGGCCCUGCUCCUGGGCAUUCUGCUGCUAGCUGGGGCAGUUGUGUUGCUGAUUUUUGGCUACCUCACCGUCACAUACAGGAGAGGAGAUGUGCAGAAACCACCAAGUGAAAACGUGCUAGCGAAGGAAGAGAAGCCCCCCGUGGUGCCUGUGCCCACUGUGGACUAUGGCGUGCUGGAGUUUCAGCGGGAUCAGUACACUCAGGUGCUGCCUGAGACUCGUCUGGUCGACCAGACUGAAUACGCCACCAUCAUCUUUCCAGAGGAGAAACCCAUCACACCAGAGCGGGGGAAGAAGCACCAGAAUGAGAGGACUCGGCAGCUGCAGUCACAGCCCUGCUGAGGGCCGGGGUCCCUCCUCGCUGGGGUUCGGUAGGAAUAGGCUGCCCCGGCCCCUCACUCCCACCCCAGUUUGCAGUUUGGAAAAAUCCAGCCUGCAAGGACCAGAGCAGUGCAGGCACCGCUGCUGGAGCUGGUAGCGGACAGUCCUGGCCACAGCAGGAUCGUGGCCGUGGGGUGGGUACCACGGAAUGAGGAAGGUUCCUGCUGCUCCACAUGCUGGGCUGGGGCAGAGCAGUGAUGCCGAUGGGACUGUGCCAAAGGCGAUUUACAUAACGUCUUGAUUUUCUACCUUCACCCGGGGCUCCCUGGAGUGGCCACGCUGCUUCCCUCGCCUGGGUCUGACUCAAACAGCAAAGCACAACUGCGAGAGGAAAAGCUGGAGGACAGAGCUGGAGCAGAUACCCAGGGAUGUUGCUUGUGGGGGAGCCUGGGGCUGAGGGCUUCUCCUUCCCCCAGGCAGAGACUGUCUUGUGUACUGCUAUUUAAAGAAACCCCUGGGAAGCAGGCAGCUACUUUUCUUCCUCUCUCCAGGCACUUUCCUUUUCUACAAGAGGGGAAAUCUACCCCCGCACCCCUCCCUCCACAGGUGGGAGAUAGAUCUAGCCCUGGGGGUGAAUAAAGGGUUUCACGCCCGGGGAGUUUGUUGACUUGUGAUGGUGAACGCGUGGGCAGGCAAAUAACGGCUCUUGGCAGCGCAGGCGAGAGCCGGGAGGCGGCACCUUCUGUUGUGGUUCCUGGGCCGCUCUGUGCGAUAUGCAAGCCGCUCUUCCACGAAGCUGCUCUUAAUAAUUUAGAGAAGCCACCGCUCUUUUUCCUCUUUACCCUCUCUAGGCUGGCCCCCAGGUGCAGCUGCGAACCAAGCCCCCCCUUACUAGGCUGAUCUUGGGGUGCUCACCCAGCUGGGGAUGAGCAUCCCUGCCGUGCCAGGGACCUGGCUGCCAUCAGCCAGAGAGCACAGGUCACGGCAUGGUGCUCAGUACAGCUUUCUGGCUCCAAACUUCCAUUUUCCCUCUUUAAAGUGAUGCUGAGGCCGUGCCACUUGCCAGAAACCAGAACGGAAGAUGCAACAACUGCUUGAGAGGGGAGAAAUCCCAGUAAGGAGUGGCUUUGUAGUCAGCAGAGCCCUGGCAGGAGACCACGAAACCCAGCGGAAACCGAGAACAGUCACUUGCAUAUCACACUUUGGUGGUACUGUCAGCAGGUUUCUUUUUCCCUUAUCCCCAGUAAAACCAGUGCAGCCUUGUGGGAGCAAGCCCAGUUGCUGGAAGAAGGGGUGAGGCAUGCCAGGCACUGCAGUUUGUCCCCCGUUGGGGUGGGAAGGUCCCUGAGAAGCCUCCAGAGGGGACCAGAUAGGAUGCAUAUCCACCUGGGAUGUCUUUCACCCUCUCUCAGAGCAGGACAGUGGAUGCUGUGGCCCCUUCAGUCCCCAGUAGCCGCCACGGGCAGUGCUGUAGCUCCCACAACAUCCACUUUCGCGAGCAGCAGCCCUGCUCCUUGCCCCAGCAGAGCCCUGCGG